Penicillium paradoxum is the source of this 1386-nucleotide messenger RNA. RefSeq names its product CRAL-TRIO domain-containing protein. Lineage: Eukaryota; Fungi; Ascomycota; Eurotiomycetes; Eurotiales; Aspergillaceae. The transcript is spliced from 5 exons. The record is from RefSeq and is a predicted model, not a curated record. The coding region runs from base 1 to 1386 and encodes 461 amino acids.
AUGGCUGCCGACAGACCGAAGUCGGGCUUUCUGGGCAAUAUCACAAAGGCGCAGGAGGCAAAACUACAAUCGCUGUGGUCUGUUUUGCUCAAAACAGGGGAGAACUCUUGGAUCAAUGGACCUGUCAGCGGCUGUGUAGAGGAACAUGCCAGUCCACCGCCUCCUCAAAUACGACUUUCGCUGCUUGGUCGCACCCAAAGCAACCUUGAAGAACUCGGUACAGGGGUACAGGAUUUGAACGUGAUUAAGAAGGCUCUCGCUCAGAUCGCACCGGCUGAGCUGCGUACGGGCAUACUAGAUACCCUGAAGCACGACCACCCCGAUGCUGUACUUCUACGAUUCCUCCGUGCUCGCAAAUGGGAUGUUCCUAAGGCAUUCUCCAUGCUGAUGAAUACAGUUGUUUGGCGAGUGAAGGAGAUACAUGUGGAUGACGAUAUAAUGGCAAAAGGAGAACUGCAUGCCCUCAAUCAGACUCAAGACAUAUCUAGCACAAGUGAACAAAAGGCUGGGAAUGAUUUCAUGUCUCAAAUGCGGAUGGGAAAGAGUUACGUUCAUGGUGUCGAUCGGUCAGGUCGCCCAAUUGUGGUGGUGAGGGUUCGCCUGCAUCAGCCCGGCACUCAGAGCCAAGAAUCCUUAGAGCGAUACAUCGUUCAUGUGAUUGAAUCCGUACGAUUGACAUUGGCUCCUCCCGUUGAAACUGCAGCUGUGCUGUUCGAUAUGACAGGGUUCGGAUUGUCCAAUAUGGACUAUCCACCUGUGAAAUUCAUUCUAAGGUGUUUCGAGGCCAAUUAUCCCGAAUCAUUGGGAAUUAUCCUUAUUCAUAAUUCUCCAUGGGUGUUUUCAGGCAUUUGGAGACUCAUUCGAGGCUGGAUGGAUCCCGAAAUUGCAGCCAAGGUUCAAUUUACGAAUAGUGUCGCCGAUCUUGAGAAGUUCAUUGCUCGAGAUCAGAUCGUGGAAGAAUUAGGCGGCAACGAAAACUGGAGAUAUCAAUACGCGGAGCCCAGUCCCAACGAGAACUCAAAGAUGAAUGACACUACAACACGGGACGCUCUGAAAGCCGAACGCCAGACUAUUGGCGAUGAGUUUUUGACUGCCACCUCUGGGUGGAUCGAUGCGAGUAGAUCCAAAGACCCGAGCAAAAUUCAAUCCAGCGAAGGCGAACGAGCUUAUCUGGCUGAGCGACUCCGAGUCAAUCACUGGAGACUGGAUCCUUAUACCCGUGCCCGUACUCAGCUCGAUCGAACCAAGGUCAUUCAGGAAGGUGGCAAAAUUGACUUUCACCCUAAGGAUAUAUCCGUGGGCAGUCAGAAUGAAAAGAUCAAGACAUCCCAGCAUAUGGAGCAUUUAGAACGAGUCAACGGGACUGAAACUCGAACUGCUUCUUAG